GUGGACGACGUGUACCUGGAUGAGGUCGCGAACUUACGCGGUAGGUCGGGCCUUGUCGGGUACUCCGGCGCUCGACGAGAACGAAUCCCACGUUCUAUUCUUCGUUCGUAGCUCAUUUCGAGGUGGAGAUCGACGUCGCCGAGCUUUUGCAUCGCACGCAUUAUCCUUCUUACGCUUGGGCUGAUACGAUGCAGUCUGUCAAAGAGAAACAGGAGGUGUACGAGGUUGCUGCGGCCAUGCAGUUUGCCCAUGAGCAGACCGAUGCGAUGCAGUCCGUCCAAGAGGACUGCGAUGCAUGGUCUGUGGAGGCGGAAGCUGGUGGCAUGCAGGCUCUGGAGAAGGGAGCUGAUCAAGAGAUCAAGUGUGACGAAGAGGGUGCACCGUCGAAGCAGCCCUGGGUAGAGGUAGAGGACGAGGAACAUAUUUCAAUCAAGUGCGGGGAGGAAGUGGUGGCUGACGAGGUCGAGGACGAGGAACAUAUUUCAAUUAAGUGCGGGGAGGAAGUGGUGGCCGAGGUCGAGGAUGAGGAACAUAUUUCAAUUAAGUGCGGGGAGGAAGUGGUGGCCGAGUUCGAGGACGACGAACAUAUUUCAAUAAAGUGCGGAGAGAAAGUGGUGGCCGACGAGGUCGAGGACGAAGAACAUAUUUCAAUUAAGUGCGGGGAGGAAGUGGUGGCCGUCCCGGAGCCGAAGAUCCAUUGGAUUGAGAAUCUCGAGUUCCGGGAGUAUUUUGCUGCUCUGGAGUCGUGUCAAGUCACGAAGCUCCAAAUUAUCCAUGAGUCGAUAACAAAAGGGCCUCAUUUGGCGCUCUGGAUUCGUAGCCAGCAAGCUGAGGAGAUCGAGGUGACGAUCUUCGGGACAGCUAGCGAUACCAUAUACGUAGAAGUCGACGGGCGUACAUUCGGGGACUUGGACAAAUUCUCAUACUGGCUGCAAACCUCGGGGGCAAUUUUUCCCUUGGAGGUCGCUUUGUUCGACGCCAUGGAGGUGAGAGGAUUUUUGGAUCGGGUUCGUGAUCGACACAUGUGGGCUGCAAGAGUUCAGCUGCAGCUACGGCGCCAGGAUAGUGUCAUUACUAUCGGGGACUUUGUGUCCUCCACCGCUCAUGGUUCAUGGCCCGGAGAAAUUUUGUACAAAUCUGGUUAUAUUGACGAAAAAAACCCGCUCCCCGCUUUCUGAUUGUCCUGAGAGGUUACACGAUCAUUGGGACCGUGACAACGCUUGGCCAUCGAACUCAUACAUGUUCAUGGUGUACGUUCGAUCUCAUGGUUUAGUCGAGGAAAGUGAAAGCCUUUCGGUGAUGCACAUGCUCAUAAUCAGUUCCUCAGUCAGAAUCUCAAGUUGCAUGACGGGCAUGUAGUGAAAUUGCGUUAUGUAAACAUGACUACGAGCAAGGGUGAGUCCACUUUGUAACCUCAUCCGAGGAGCCAACGCUGUACAUCAAGUACUUUUUACGUUUUGUUUUUCUCCGUCAUAUUACCGAA
This is a messenger RNA of Marchantia polymorpha subsp. ruderalis, 1483 nucleotides long. The record is from the annotation of a GenBank genome assembly. NCBI's taxonomy places the organism in Eukaryota, Viridiplantae, Streptophyta, Marchantiopsida, Marchantiales, Marchantiaceae.